This is a messenger RNA of Paraphaeosphaeria sporulosa, 2100 nucleotides long. RefSeq lists its product as uncharacterized. Gene Ontology annotation, cellular component: fungal-type vacuole membrane; PAS complex. The record is from RefSeq and is a predicted model, not a curated record. Gene Ontology annotation, biological process: vacuole inheritance; protein localization to vacuolar membrane; positive regulation of phosphatidylinositol biosynthetic process. Bases 96 to 2060 code for a protein of 654 amino acids. The transcript is spliced from 2 exons. Lineage: Eukaryota; Fungi; Ascomycota; Dothideomycetes; Pleosporales; Didymosphaeriaceae.
AUGCAUACAGGUGAGGUGCCUUCCCCGCACGGCCAGCCCCGCCCGCGUCCGCGAGCGCAUGUCAUAGUGGAAGCUUCUUCUUAGCCGUGCCCGCCAUGCUGACCCGCCGCAGCGUACUUUCCAGCUCAGCCGCGUCCACUACGGCCGACGACGACAAUAACAAUGACGUCACGCCGUCGAAGAUUACCGAAGACCUUAGCGCGAGAACCAGACCUGUCGAAAACGGCAGCGACAACAGCGCCCGACACAAGGCCAGGAUGCAGGAGCAUCGCUCUGCCUCCACGCAGCAGCCGAGCGGCCCGACAUCCAAGCCUUCGUUCUCGUCGCUCCAUACAGUCAAGUCGCGCACCGAAGCCCCAUUACGAAACAUGACAGUCGAGACUGAAACAGUGCCCUCGGUCGCACAGACGACAAUUGGAAAUCAGGACCGUUCCGCCUCAGGGCGUGGCGAUGGCAGUCUUCGUCUGAAGCCCAGCAACGAGACGAUACGCCCCAGAAAAGAGCGUAAGGCUCCGAAGCGGAAAGCGCCUUCUAUCAACUCAGGCACUGCGUCCUCCAAGGCAGAUGUAUUCGAGCAGAAGGUGGCUAGUGAAGUCAAUGAGGCCGAUUCCUCAGACUCUGACGCCACUUUCAUCUACGAGUCGAAUCCCCCGGAACAACAACCGCACCGCAGCCGUCACCACCACUCGCGCACGCCUAGCAUGACCUCCAUCGCAAGCCUUGUUGAUCCGCGACUUGCCAUCCGAAACGAGCACAAGAACCCCGAUAAGAAGCCCAGCAUGAAAUUUCCGAAUCCGUACAACAACGCCAAUGCAGAUUACGACGGAGACCGUGGUGACGGUACAGUACGCCUCGGUUCCGGCAGGACGAAUGGCAGCCGCCACCACCAUCACAUCGGGCGACAUGGCCAAGGACGAGGGGCACUGCAUCAUCUCGUAAUGGACAGCGAUUCAUCGCUCGUGGGUUCUUCGCGCGCCCGAGCUCCUUCAUCACGACAUCCAUCGCAGCCAAAUAGUCCCCGCUUCCAGACAUUUAGCGUAGCCAAUAGCAAUGGCAAUGGGAAUGGGAAUGGCGUGAAGAAGCAUGGAGAAUUGUCAAGCUACGAUAUCGAUACCGAGCACGCAGCCGACGAUGAGCGGACGCCACUGAUUUCAACCCGAAGCCCACGGGCGCGCACUUCACGCCAUGGACGACCAAACAGUGCUACGCUACGCCAGCUCGAACGUCGCAACCGCCGCGGAGAAGGCAAUUGGUGCCGGCGUUUCGCUGGAUGCCUGGUUGCGUCAAUUAUUAUUCUCGUUGUCGUGUUCACUGCCGUCGGCGUGGUCUUCGCCUCUACUAAGCAAUUGACCGAUCUAAAGAUUCGCGAGAUCCAGAACGUUGUGGCUAGUCAAGAAGAGAUCAUCAUGGAUCUCGUGGUCGGUGCAGUCAAUCCGAACAUUGUAGGUAUUACUGUUUCGGAUAUGGAUGUUAUCAUGUUCGCCAAGAGCAAGCAUGUUGGCUCGGACAAAUGGUGGCGGGAGCAUGGCAAUGGCAGACCACAAAACGAGGACGGAUGGCUCCCGGUCCAGCCAUCAACGGCUGACGAUCUGAAAGGCGCAAGCACCGAUGGUGUUGACGAAGGUACAGAUCCGAUUGAAGAGCCAAGAACCAUGUCGCUUGGCCGCAUCUUCCACUUCGACUCGCCACUCACAUUCGACGGUACAUUCUUCAAUCACCGCCAAGUAGAAUCUGUUGGAGAAAUCCGUCUAUCGAACCCUGGUAACAAGACUGAGGCCGGAGGGACCGAACGAUGGGAGGAAGUUUUACAGUAUCCCUUCGAGCUUAUUGUCCGCGGCACAUUCAAGUACGAACUUCCUCUCAGCACUCAUGUACACAAGGUCUCAGUCACCGCCUCGUACGAUUACGAUCCCGACGCUGAGAAAAAGAAAUUGAAAACGAUUGGAUCAGAAGAUACGAAGCAAAAGAGAAGGGACUCAUCCUCUUUACCUGUACCAUCAGCGCCAGUAGGACGUUUCGAUCGCAGAAUGCUUCCACUUCUGGAUUGGGAUGCCCAAUAAGUCUGGCUACUUCCCCUCGAUCCUCUUUCAGUACGACUCG